GAGCGAGAAAGGCAAGCUGGGCCUGUACGCCUCUUCCGCCCCGGGCCCGGAAGGGUGAUGUGGCUGGGGUUUCGCCGGCCUCACUAUGUCUGCCAUUUUCAAUUUUCAGAGUCUGUUGACUGUAAUCUUGCUGCUUAUAUGUACCUGUGCUUAUAUCCGAUCCUUGGCACCCAGCCUCCUGGACAGAAAUAAAACUGGGUUGUUGGGUAUAUUUUGGAAGUGUGCCAGAAUUGGUGAACGGAAGAGUCCUUAUGUUGCGGUAUGCUGUAUUGUGAUGGCCUUCAGCAUCCUCUUCAUACAGUAGCUUGGAAAAAUGCCAGAAUUCAGUUGCAGUCAGAUUUAAAUAUGAAAAAAAAAAGGACUUAUCUGCAGAAAAUAAUGGAAAGAAUGGUUAACCCUUUUAUCUCUGAACAUUGAAUGAGAUAAAUUUUCAGCUGCUGUUCUCUAUUAAUUAUUUUUGUUAUUGGACCAAUGUUCUAUAUAAAUAAUUAGGAUGUAACCAUUUAAUACUCAGAGUUUAAAUAUGUCUGUAACAAUCAACCUCAGUACUGUCACUACAAUAUUACAUUCUGCAUAUGUCAUUCUGUUGUGUCAGAUACCAGUUUUUAGUGAGGUAUCUUUAAGGCACAGAGGAGAAAACAAAAUUGGUAAAUUACUUAAGAAGUUCCUUUCACCGUGAUUUGGAAACGAUAAAUCUUUAUAGAAUGAGACUUUUUGGACUAGCUUUUUUAUUGAAGAAAAAAAAAGGUUCAAUUCAUGUUGAUAAGGACUGCAUUCAUAUUUAAUAAUGCUUGCUUUUCCUCUGGCCACAUCAUUUUGAGCAUUAACCAGAGUACCUCUACUGUUAGCAAACUGUAGUUUAUUACAGGUAUUUAAACUAUUUAAAACAAGCCUAUGCAGUUCUUAAGGAGGAAGAUAAAUGAGAAGUGACUUGAGUGCUAUUGAGAAAAAUGUUCCUAUUUAACAUAAAAGAAUUCAGAAUACCUGACUGGUGUUAUUGUCUCUGAAACCUCUGGUUAAGUAUGGAUAAAUGUCUUAAGCAUAAAUUUGACCAGCUAACUAACUGUCGUUUUUGGAAUAAGACUACAUGCUUAGAGUAAAAAAGAGCUAAACUGAAUGAUAAUCUUAUAUGCGUUUUUCAUUCUUUUUAGUGUUAGGUCUCUACAUUUUAAUUACCCCAAAAUGCAAACUGUGUUUUUGUUUUUUAAUACAGCACUUUAAUUUAUGUUUUGUCUAUCAACUUGAACUGGAAUCUUGUGUAACUUACUACAUGAUGAUAAACAGUUUUCACAUCUACUUACCAUAUGCCAUGGCAUAAAUGUCUUUGAGCUUUGAUGAUAAAGGAGGACCGUCAGUAAUUUUCAUUGAGGCAAGAGGAACAUUGGAAAUGUGACUUAUAAAUUUUGUAGUAGAGCAGUUAUUACACAUUUAUGGUUAAUAUUUCAAAAUUCAGUUAAAGUUUCAAAGCAAAGGAGAACUUCUUAACUAAAAAUUGCCCGUUAUACAUAGUAUUAAUUAAUUAGAUAUUGUUGUCAGCUGUUAAUUCCCCAUAAAGAUAAAAAGAAUAAACUUUUUUUUGUUAAGAAAAAAAAAAUUGUUUAGAAUUAUUUUUAAAUGAGCCUGCCAGUAGCUGUUUCUGCAGGAACAAAGUAUGGAACUGAAAGUUACCUAUUUUUAGGACCACUUUAAAGUACUUAGAAUUCUAGGAAACAUCGAAGAAAAUCUUGUUACACA
Eubalaena glacialis (North Atlantic right whale) is the source of this 1734-nucleotide messenger RNA. RefSeq names its product transmembrane protein 167A (gene TMEM167A). The transcript has 4 exons. Gene Ontology annotation, biological process: protein secretion; intracellular transport. Lineage: Eukaryota; Metazoa; Chordata; Mammalia; Artiodactyla; Balaenidae. Bases 86 to 304 code for a protein of 72 amino acids. The record is from RefSeq and is a predicted model, not a curated record.